Molecule: messenger RNA, 6663 nt
Organism: Harpegnathos saltator (Jerdon's jumping ant)
Lineage: Eukaryota; Metazoa; Arthropoda; Insecta; Hymenoptera; Formicidae
Product: collagen alpha-5(IV) chain
Exons: 27
Coding region: 483-6128 (1881 amino acids)
Cellular component (GO): extracellular matrix; collagen trimer
Molecular function (GO): extracellular matrix structural constituent
Source: RefSeq, a predicted model, not a curated record
AGAGAGAGAGAGAGAGAGAGAGAGAGAGAGAGAGAGCGCACCUCCUCCGCCGCCUUCGGGCCAGCCUUGUGUACUCCCGUCUGUGUGUAGCGCCGAGUGAUCAGGAGGACGGGCCAACCGAGCCGUCUGUCUGGCCCUUCGACACGCGGUGCGUCGACAGGCUGACCGGCGAGCUUAACGGCACGGUCGCGCGCACGCCAGCGCGAUACUGCCUUGCCGCACGUUGCCGCUGAGGCAGCAGGACUCUGGGCGCCGCUCACCUCGGGGGCCGUGAGGACGAAGGAGCGCGCAGGAAGGACCGGUAGCCGAGAGAGAGAACCCUCAGAAUCGUCCGUAGGACAGGCGAAGGUGGUAGAAAGGGAGAGAGAGAGAGAAAGAGAGAGAGAGAGAGAGAGAGGAGAAAGAGAGAAAGAGAGAGAGAGAGAGAAAGGGAGAGGAGGAGGAGGAGGAGAAGGAGGAGGAGGAGGACCUAGGCCGGCACGAUGCGGCCCAGGGCCGCGGCAACGUCAACCACCGACGACGCGGGCCGCGGCAUCUCGCGGCCGAUCCCGCUCGUCGUCCUGCGAACCACCUGCGUCCUUGCCCUACUGGUGCUGGCCGCCACGUGGAUACCGGUCGCCGAGGCUGUGAUCUGCAGAGACUCUUACAAAUGCAAUUGCACCGGAAUCAAAGGGCAGCCGGGAUUCCCGGGGAUACCUGGGCCCCAAGGAACGGAGGGUCUCCCUGGCGACAUCGGGCCCGAUGGACCACCAGGGCCCAAGGGCGAGAAGGGAGCGGGCGGAGAGCCCGGAGCCACCGGAGAGAAGGGCAAUCGAGGUGAAGAAGGUAUACCAGGAUUCGAAGGAAGUCCGGGACGCUCCGGUCACCCCGGUAUACCCGGCGUGAUGGGCCCGGACGGGCUGGACGGGUGCAACGGUACGGACGGUCGCGAGGGUGCACCAGGUAUACCCGGACUUUACGGGCCGCGCGGCCCGAUAGGACCGAUAGGAGAUUACGGUUACCCGGGAGAGCCCGGCGACGGAGGCAUCAAUUCGGUCGGUGCCAAAGGAAUCCGCGGGAAUCCCGGCGUGGACGGGCCGCAGGGUUAUCCAGGAGCGUAUGGGCUUACCGGCGAAGUGGGUUAUCCAGGUGACACCGGCGACUUCGGUUUGACAGGUUCACCCGGAUUGCCGGGUAUGCAAGGUGACCGUGGUGACAGCGUCUACGGUGUGAAGGGCCAACUUGGCGAACAGGGUGACAGAGGGGAGGCCGGAUCGCCUGGUAAAGACGAAUAUAAGAAGCAAGAAACGACGCCCGUGAAAGGCCAACCUGGGCCAAAGGGCAUGAAGGGCGACUAUGGAAAUCGAGGGUUCACCGGAGAGAUUGGUAUCAAAGGUCCACGGGGGCGAUCAGGCUUCCAGGGCGCCAAGGGUGUGAAGGGCGAGCAAGGUGACGAUGGGCCAAGAGGCAAGCAGGGUGUCGAGGGCCCGCCAGGUCCAGCUGGUGAAAAGGGAGAGAAAGGAGCUCCAGGAUUCGCCGGAUCACCUGGCCUGGAUGGGAGUGAUGGAGAACCAGGAGAAGAAGGAAACCGUGGUCCGCCAGGCAAACAGGGUGCUGAAGGAGAACUCGGACAAUAUAUUCCAGAACUCGACGAGAUAAUCGCCGGAAAUAUCGGAAUACAAGGAGAUCUAGGUCCUCUUGGCGAGGCUGGCGAGCCUGGAACACCGGGCCAGACAGGAAAAGUAGGCUUCAUUGGUCCUCCAGGACCACCGGGACCUCCGGGUAUCUCCGGUUUGCCGGGAGCGAAGGGUUCGUCCAUAAAAGGAGAACAAGGAGACGACGGCUUACCGGGUCCAAUCGGACCUCAAGGACUUCCUGGGUCGUCUGGUUUACCCGGAAUCGUGGGAGCCAAAGGAUUCCCUGGUGUAACGAUAAAUGGGCCACCAGGACCAGACGGCUUCCCGGGCAUUCCGGGAGCGCUAGGCCCUCCUGGUGAUCGUGGAGAUCCUGGUCUUCCUGGAGAAAAAGGUUUUCCCGGAAAAGGCAUAAGGAUUCGCGGACCAACUGGAGAGCGAGGUUUACCGGGCAUACCGGGUUUUACCGGUCCCGACGGCUGGCCCAGUGGACCUGGCCCUAAAGGUGUCAAGGGUAUUCGAGGAGACGACUGCGGCGUCUGUGCACCCGGUCUACCCGGUGAGAAAGGAGAGCGCGGUGAGUCUGGUUUGGACGGGUAUCCGGGUGCAUCAGGUUUCCCCGGUCUACCUGGUCCUCGAGGUUUGAAAGGAAUACAAGGAAAACGAGGACCGGUCGGACCUCCUGGACUCGAGGGUGACAGCGGAAGGCCUGGUAUUGAGGGAAGCCCAGGACCCAAAGGCGAAGUGGGCAAAAUAUAUUACCCGCCAGACGAGAAAUUCAUCAGUCCACCGGGUGACAUCGGCGAGAAGGGCUUACCUGGACCGGAAGGACUCAGAGGUCCACGAGGAAAACCGGGACUCAUUGGUGACGCAGGUGCACCGGGACCGAAGGGAGAAAAGGGUGAACAUGGUGCGCCCGGGUUACCAGGAAGAGACGGUUUACCAGGGUGGGACGGUAUAGAUGGUGAAGAAGGUGAAGACGCUUCGAUACCGGUAGUAUUCUUGCGCGGAGAUCCCGGAUAUCUAGGAGAAUCAGGAAUAAAAGGAAUAGAAGGAGACAAGGGCAUCAAGGGUGAAAGUGGAGUAUCUGUGGAGUACAUUCAAGAGACUAAGGGUGAUAAGGGCUUCAAAGGUGUCAGAGGAUCUCCUGGUGAGCCUGGUUACAAAGGCUUCCAAGGACACCCAGGAGACGAAGGUCUGACAGGAUUACCCGGUGAGACUGGAUCGCCAGGUAUUUCGCCUCAAGGUCCUAUAGGUUUAAAGGGCUAUCCGGGAAUGCCGGGAGAUCAAGGAUUCCGUGGCACACCAGGAUCACCUGGAUCACAAGGACCAGUAGGUUUUCCGGGUCGCAUCGGUAACAAAGGUGAACGAGGAGAUCUGGGCACGAAUCUAACUUAUGGCGAGAUAGGAGAACGCGGAUGGUACGGUCCGAAAGGAGACAUCGGUUUUGCAGGCCCUCAAGGAUUGCCUGGACGACCAGGAGAGGAUGCUGCAAAGGGCGUCAAGGGCGCUAAAGGAGCGCCUGGUUAUGAGGGUUUGCCUGGACUUCAAGGAACCAAAGGCCAACGUGGCGAUAGUAUACAAGGCGGUCGAGGUCUGCCAGGUAUACCAGGCCAACCUGGAAUGCCGGGAAGAAUUGGAGAUAUCGGCAUACGUGGUCCCGAUGGUCCCUCUGGGUUUGAUGGGAUGAAAGGUCUGAAGGGUGAACUAGGUUUCAUCGGACGACGUGGUGACGAUGGGGACUCUGGACUUCAAGGAUACCAAGGAAUGCACGGUAGACAAGGUGCACCAGGUGCUCCAGGGAUUAAAGGAGAAGUCGGCGGGAUUGGCGAAUCAGGUCCAUCUGGUUGGCUCGGUGCCGACGGUAUAGACGGAGCGCCCGGGCCUAAAGGAGAAACAGGAGAGAUCGGAGAACCCGGUGUGCCGGGAGUGAGAGGAUCGCCUGGAUUUAAAGGUAUCAUGGGUGAUUAUGGUCCCGAAGGAUAUUCUGGACUUCCUGGCGAGAACUCCUUCAGCGGUCCUCAGGGUGAUAUCGGCGAGCCUGGUUUCAUGGGAGAAAUCGGACCACCCGGUCUGACUGGAUUUGAUGGACGACCAGGUUUGCCAGGAGAACCAGGAUUGUCCACUGACGGCUUCAACGGCCUGCAAGGACAAAAAGGAGAACCUGGAUUCGACGGAUUCGAUGGUGUCGAGGGAUCAAAGGGAGAAAUCGGUGACAUGGGUCCUGAUGGAGUAAAAGGCGAGCGAGGAGAUAGAGGUUUCUCUGGAAGGCGAGGCCUACAGGGAGCGCCCGGUAGACACGGCGCGAAAGGCUUAAGAGGUCGGAUUGGUCCCGCUGGAUUCGAUGGAUUGGAAGGAAAACGCGGUCCUGAUGGUGAUCCUGGUUUAAUGGGUCGACCAGGAAUGCCGGGCGACGUGGGUUUCAGAGGAGCACCUGGCAUUAUGGGUGCUCCUGGACUUAAGGGUUACAUAGGCGAGCCUGGUUCACCGUCUUACGCUUUCGCGGAGAAAGGUGAUUACGGUAAUCGUGGUCACGAUGGUUUCCCCGGUGUGAAAGGACAAGUGGGCGAGUCGGGAUAUAUCGGAGUACUCGGCCGUAAGGGUCAAACCGGAGACCGAGGGUAUCCAGGACCCACUGGUUUCCCAGGAUUACCCGGUUUCCCUGGUCUGCCAGGUGAUCAAGGACCUCCCGGAACUCCAGGUUUGGUUGUUGAAUAUGCUGAACCCGGCGAGAUUGGUCGCGCUGGUCUGGAUGGUUUGCCUGGAGUCCCAGGACGUCCAGCACAAAAGGGAGCUCCUGGUGAAUAUGGUCCGAACGGACCUAAAGGAAUCUCCGGAGAUAUAGGCGACAGCAUUCGCGGCCCGAAAGGAGUUGUGGGAGAACCAGGUUUCAGAGGAUUUGUCGGCGUACCGGGCGUACCAGGCUUGCAAGGAGUGCAAGGUUUCCGUGGGGCACCAGGUCUGAAAGGUUUCCGCGGAGAACCAGGAAUACCUGCAGGCAGCGCCAAAGGACAACCUGGCGAGCCUGGUUUUAUUGGACUCGACGGUCGAACUGGACCGAAAGGAAUGAAAGGUGACAGUGGUCUACCCGGGUUUAACGGACUACCUGGACCGAAAGGAGAAAGAGGUAACGCUGGUGAACCUGGUGUACCUGGAUUGCCUGGUCCUGACGGACCUCAAGGGCCGAAAGGGGAACUUGGCAUAAAUCCUUUCCCGCCGUUCCCGAGACGAGGAGUUCGAGGUGACAUAGGAGCGCCAGGAUUACCGGGUUUCCCUGGACAACAGGGAAUGAUGGGUGAACCUGGUAAAGACGGUCUGCCUGGACGAGAGGGUGAGAGAGGUAUGAUAGGUCUGCCUGGACUGCAAGGACGGGACGGCGAGGAUGGGCCUGAGGGUUAUCCAGGAUCUCGUGGAAUAACUGGACGUCAAGGACAACCAGGAUUCCCCGGCGCACCUGGUGCACCCGCGCCAAACGGAAUCGGUCCGAGAGAUAGAGGAUUUUCCUUUGCUCGACACUCGCAGUCUGAAAUGAUACCAAUCUGUCCAAGAAAUACCGUGAAGUUAUGGGAAGGAUUCUCUCUGUUGCACACCAUGGGCAAUGGACGAGCUUACGCGCAAGAUCUCGGUGCUGCUGGUAGCUGCGUCAAGAAGUUCUCUACCAUGCCUUUCCUAUUCUGUAACCUGAACAACGUAUGCGAUUACGCCAAUCGCAACGACUACAGCUACUGGCUCAGCACGACCGAGCCGAUGCCGACGAUGAUGACACCGAUACCGGCGCCGGAAGUUGGUAGAUACUUAUCGAGAUGCGCCGUAUGCGAGGCGCCCACCAGAGUGAUAGCCGUUCACAGUCAAUCUAUGGCUAUACCCGAGUGUCCGGGUGGCUGGGAGGAAAUCUGGGUCGGAUACAGUUUCCUCAUGCACAGAGACGCAGCAGCCGACGGCGGUGGCCAAUCACUGGUCUCUCCGGGAUCCUGCCUCGAAGAUUUCCGCAUCCGGCCGUUCAUCGAGUGCCGCGGCCUCGGCACCUGCAACUACUUUGCCACCGCGACGUCGUACUGGCUGGCGACGGUCCACGACAAUGAGAUGUUCCGCAAGCCUCAGCAGCAGACUCUCAAGGCCGACCACACGUCCCGGGUGAGCCGUUGCGCCGUAUGUAUCCGUCGGCGCAUUACCGAGGGCCACGGCAGGACGGAACUGAAACCCUUCACUGCCAAUAGCGAACGUUCACCGAGCAAUGUUCAUUAUCCUCCAUCGCCGCGCUAUCCGACCCAUAACCAGCCGCCCAGAACGCGACCUAGCCAUGAGAGAUAUCCUAGCAACCAGGACGGAUAUUCCAGUCAGGGUAGAUAUUCCGGCCAGAACAGAUACUCCAAUCAGGACAGAUAUUCCAACCAGGACAGAUAUCCCAACAACCAGGAGAGAUAUCCUAAUAACAGAUUGAUCAGCCAUCGUAGGAGAGGUCGCGUGCGCGACAGACAGGGCGAACGACCAUCAGAAUUCGACAAUCAGCCGUAGGGGAUGAUUGGCGAAGUGCGCACAUAAUACCGAGAACACGAGCGGCGUCAGUGACGUGCCAGGGCGUAGCGAGCCUAUGUAUAUAAGAAAACAAGAAACUCUCUUUCUCUUCUACUAGUUAAGUUAUAUAUAUAACGGCCGGGUGUGUGCUCUCUGGUCCGUAGACUUUGGGCCGGGUAGAAAAGGAUAGCGUAAAUAAACACGUAGAGGCGAUUAACGGAGGCCGAGGGGAGCCGAAGUAAGCUAUUUGAGAUAAUCUAAACAACACGGAGGUCCAAGGGAUACAAAGACCGCUAAAAGAGCAUUCUCACGGUAUCGUUUGCGGUCCCUAGCGUUAAUUAGAAAAGAAACUAGAAAAGAAAUUAGAAAAGAACCGUGUCAAUAAAUUUUCGCCUGUUUCCCGUUUCUUUUUCUUUCUUUUUUUUUUAGAAUAGGCUCGAUCGAUGCAUUCUCGAUGAUUUAUGGAAAAAAAAAAAAAAACUAACACAAGCAAAAAAAAACAAGUUGCUUCCCCAAGCGACUACCAUUGAAACUA